Messenger RNA from Coprinopsis cinerea okayama7#130, 717 nucleotides. RefSeq lists its product as hypothetical. The transcript has a single exon. Lineage: Eukaryota; Fungi; Basidiomycota; Agaricomycetes; Agaricales; Psathyrellaceae. The record is from RefSeq and is a predicted model, not a curated record. The coding region runs from base 1 to 717 and encodes 238 amino acids.
AUGUCGCGUUUGCAGUUACCUCGCUGGACUGGAUGUCGCUUGCCGCACAAGGUUAAGCACAAUCUGCGCGGACGCCGCGCUACUCCCACCCCACCACCCGCCCCGCCGCAACUUCCCACCCCGCCACCCCCAAAUGCUCGCCUUUGCAGCCCUUCGCCCAGCGAGAACACUCGUACUGCACCUGCACCGCCCUCUCCUCACGUGGAAACUAGGCGUAUCCGACCGCGCCUUGCCAUCAGCGCCGGGAAGCCUGGCUUAGCAAAUCACCCCUACUCUCUUGCACACCUUCGCCGCCAUGAAGACGUUCACCAGCGGUCAGACAAAAACGUAGCAAAGCUCAAGCGAACCUCACCGCGCUCUGCGCGUCCUCGCAGGAUCUCCGAAGCUGCUCAAGGCGCUGUCACCACCCGAACCAACCCUGCACCACAUAGCCAAAAGCGCCAUGUCGGCGUCCAAACCACAUCCUCUCCUCGUCGAUCUCGAUCAGCCAUUGGCUUGGGCCACAGCCCAGUGAAGACCUACGCUCUCCGUACCAAAAUCACUCCUACAGAAUACGCGUCCGACGCCGUGCGCCACUCUUUUGAAGGACGGAAGAGGCUUGCCGGUGCUUAUCAGCUGCGCCAGCAUCUGACUCCCAGCCCUCGGGCUUCUUUCGAUGCUUGCAAAGCCCGCCGAGACAACACUUGGGCUGAGUAUCGUCGAUUGCUUGACGCAUAG